AUGGCUACCCCUAGUGUCCUCGCUUUUGACGCUGAGGGUCGGGCCAUUGACUUUGACGUCUGGAUAGAUGACCUGCAGCUUUUCUUACAGUGCGAUAGGGCAGACGGCCUCUCCCUCUUUGACCUCACUUCUGGUGCCUCUCCUGCCCCCGCCACUGAUGCUGACGCAACUGUUCGCUCCCAGUGGGCCACGCGCGAUGCUGCUGCACGUCUUGCUGUGCGUCGCCACCUGCCUACUUCUGAGCGUGCGCACUUUAGCCAGUACAAGAGUGCUCAGACCUUGUACGACGCUGUAGUUGCACGCUACUCCUCCCCUGCCACUGCUGCACUGAGUCGCCUCAUGCUACCGUACCUCUUCCCUGACCUUGCUGCCUUUCCCACAGUCGCUGACCUCAUUACGCACCUACGCUCUAGUGACACUCGCUACCGCGCUGCGCUUCCUGCUGAGUUCUGCGCCAAGAACCCCCCCCCCAUGUACAUCACCCUCUACUACAUAGUCACCCGGCUCCCUGACUCCCUUCGCGUAGUCAGGGACCACUUCCUCUCAGUUUGCCCCACCACUCUCACCGUUGACCUCCUCGAGAAGUCCCUCCUAGCAGCAGAGAAGAGCAUAGUAGCUGUAGGAGCCUCUCGUGGUGACCCUCGCACCCCCAUCUUUGAGAGUCGGUCGGUGCGGCGUCUACCCCUAGCGGGAGACGCCGCCCUGGCAAGGGCAAGGGGGGCAGGGGCGCUGGAGGAGCUAGCGGGGGCGGUGGAGGCGGCAGUGGAGGAGGUGGAGGAGGUGGCGGUGGCGGUGGGGGUGGUGGCGGGGGUGGAGGUGUCGGUGGCGGCAGUGGAGGCGGAGGCGGCAGCGGCAGUGGCGGAGGGAGCGGAGGUGGCGGCGGUGGAGGAGGAGGCGGCGGAGGAGGUGGAGCUGGUCGGGGUGGCGCUGCGCAGAGGGUCGGCUCCGGUGGUGUGA
Messenger RNA from Closterium sp. Naga37s-1, 957 nucleotides. The record is from the annotation of a GenBank genome assembly. Lineage: Eukaryota; Viridiplantae; Streptophyta; Zygnematophyceae; Desmidiales; Closteriaceae.